UCGUUAGUGAUUUUAAGGCGAUUGGGAAGAAAAGUUGUUAUUGAAAUUAAUGCCAAAAAUGUACAAAGUAAUUGCAGUAUUCUUGUUAAUUGUGGCCCUGGCAAGGGGUCAGGAACAGAAUGUAACCACCUUAAGAUAUAAUUAUCACAGCAGCUCUGUAGCACGCACCGAUGAUUAUAUUAAUCUGAACCGUCAACAGUAUGCGAAAACUUUACAGGAUUAUGAAAAUCAAAUGGACAAAUAUAGACAACUUUAUGCUGGACGUGUUGAAAUAAUUAAUAUAAACCUAGAUAUGCUGAUUGAUGGUCUGAUCCAAAGCGAAGAACAUUUAAAUCCUAUGGAAGUUUUAAGUGAUUUUAGCAAGGAGUGUGUCACCAAAUAUCGUUCUUCAAUACCUACAGUAACUUAUACUAAAACCUCUAUCACUAGUUGUGCAACUACAGCCAAUAACCAGGUGAAUAAUUUGUUAAGCAGUCCUCUAAGCACCAAAAAUUCUUUACAAAACUAUUACACCAAUUACUUCGAAAAGGAGGUCACCAACUGUGGCAAGAAAUUCGACAAUUCCACAGCAAAUUACACCAUAUGUGUUACUAGUGUGACCUCUACUACAAAUACUUAUACUAUUAGCAAUCAAAAGACUUUUGCCACUCAAAUGGAUGCAGCCUAUUGCUCGUCCAAUGCCAACGUUAAGAGAGCUUUGGAUUGCAGUUUUAUUGUUCAGAAUCGUACAAUUUCCCUUAUAGCAGAAGCCAAUGCAUUGAUAAAUAAAUGUCUGUUGGGUGGGGAUGAUUGCAAGCCAUGCAAUGAUGGUUUUACUUGUCCAGAUGUCUAUAAUAUUCCAUACUACGAAAUUGAUUACAGAAAUGCAACAAUGAGAAAUCCCUUCUUUGGACGUGAAUUUCUGAAAGAUUGCUUAAUGUUGACUACAAAGUAUACCCACUAGUCCAACUCUCAAUUUUUUCAAAUUACUCUCUCACAUAUACUGGUACCGUGUGACCUCAGAGAAAUGUAAACAAAUGAAAUGUCUUGAAAUUUUAACUUUUAAUUUUUGAUAAAAUAAAGUUUUUUUACACAUUAUUAAUUUAACACAUACAA
Calliphora vicina (urban bluebottle blowfly) is the source of this 1095-nucleotide messenger RNA. RefSeq lists its product as uncharacterized. The record is from RefSeq and is a predicted model, not a curated record. The transcript is spliced from 3 exons. Lineage: Eukaryota; Metazoa; Arthropoda; Insecta; Diptera; Calliphoridae. Bases 50 to 943 code for a protein of 297 amino acids.